UUUGUAACUGAGGCGGUGCCUUGGGUUUACCUAAAAUUAAAGGAAAAAGAAGAAAAACUAAAAGAAAAUGAAGCGCCUUUGAUAAGACCCUAAAUCAAUGCAAAAACUUAAGUAUGCUAAAAAAAGCCUAAACCCUAUCGUCAAUUAGAGUCACAUUUCCUUUUCUUCGCAUUCUGUAGUUAUGGUGGAAUAUACUGGUUGUGCCUUUUCUUCACUGCAAAGAUUCUCAUUUAAAGUGCUUUUACCAGAUUUCUCCUAAAUUUGAGUUCAUCAGAUAAUGUUGAGGACAUGCGUAUUUAUGUUGCAACCCCGAACUCAGACAAAAUGUCCAUUUUCUACCGAUUCUAAAGCCUUCUUUGGUCAUUGGCGAUGAUGGGUUCAAUCUCCAUCGGUACUUCUUCAACCCAACAGGAUGGAUUAUCCAAAUUGUAUCCUCGACUAGUAAAGGCAUGCUGUGCUUCAUUUGUCUUUCGAAGGGUAUAUUCAAGGGAUAAGGUAAUAAAUUUGAGUUUUUUCCUUUGGAUUUCACUAAUGAUGUUGCCAAUCACUGAUCUAUCCACUAAAUCUGACUUAAGCUUUUUAAUGACUGUAAGGGUAUCACCUUCGACAGCCAUAUCUCGAAAACCCAUUUCUUCCGCAAAAAUGACUGCUUGUAGACAUGCCUUCGAUUCCGCAGUGGUCAGAUCCCCUGUCCUUCCUAUUGGGGGUGGGUAGCCAAGCGUCAUUCCAGAUAUUUGUUGAUUCACCAUUCCUUAUCCUCCAGCCUGUUCCUUCUUCAAGUGAGCUUUGUGCGUUCCAAAUGCUAUGUCUGGUAAAGGAGGGGCUUAGAAAACAUAAGGAAUGGCAACAUGAGAGAUGGAGAUGGAGAUGGAGGUAUAAAGUUGUUAAGAUGUUCCUGAAAGAAUCUAGAUGGUGGGGGUAUUUCUGUUAUGACAUCUUCCAUUAUCAGAAUUUAAAGCUCAAGCUCUGCGCACUAGCCAAUUAAGCAAAACAGAAAUAUUAUCAGCAUAAAUCUCCACAUUUCAGGGAGAUAAAGAAAACAGCUGAACCUACGUCUCUAGCAAAAAUGUUUGAGAUUAAUAAAAUUUCAACAAAGAUUAUAA
Molecule: messenger RNA, 1103 nt
Organism: Gossypium arboreum
Lineage: Eukaryota; Viridiplantae; Streptophyta; Magnoliopsida; Malvales; Malvaceae
Exons: 3
Coding region: 659-985 (108 amino acids)
Source: RefSeq, a predicted model, not a curated record